Messenger RNA from Amblyraja radiata (thorny skate), 1647 nucleotides. RefSeq lists its product as uncharacterized. The transcript has 10 exons. The coding region runs from base 185 to 1117 and encodes 310 amino acids. NCBI's taxonomy places the organism in Eukaryota, Metazoa, Chordata, Chondrichthyes, Rajiformes, Rajidae. The record is from RefSeq and is a predicted model, not a curated record.
GUCUUGUUUUUAAAGUGGGUGGUGCUAACACACACACACACACACACACACACACCUGCACAGCAGCGGAGCCUUUGUGAGAACCAGAUCUGUGGCUGUGCGAACCUGGACCUGCUGGUCAGGGUCUCCGCUGGGUAAAUCCCUGCCUCUCUCCUCAACAUCAUCCUCAGUCUCCGACCCCACCAUGGCUGCAGAAGACAACAGCAAGGACCUGGUCUUUGAAGGAUACUUGAAAAAACGAAAAGAUAAGAUGGUGAGACAUGACCCAUGCAAUCAGUUUAAUUUGCAGAAGUUUGCUUGGGCAAAAUACUGGUUUAGACUCCAAAAUACCACCUUAUUUUUCUACACUGAGAAACCGUGUGAGGCAUGCCAUCUCCGUGGUCAAUACUAUAUCUACACGGUUCAGUCGGUGAGAGAAAUCAAAGACAAGAGCCGUGAAUUUCUAUUUGAAAUGGUCAUGAAGGACGGCAAGAGGAAGUUGCUGGCUGCAGAGAGCUCGGACCUGCGGUCAGUAUGGAUGGAGUUCCUCUGGAAAGCCAUGCAACUUCCGGGGCCUGGGAAGAAGAACUCGGCCUGUACAUGGCAUGACAUUCCCCACCUGAUUCAAAGGGCAGCCUCACGCUGCCAGGAUAAAUCCAAGCGGGAGAAUUCUAUGGGAUCGCUCAGCUCCACGGAUACACAGAGCGAGGACAACAUGUCUGACACCGUACACCUCUCCUCCUCUGCCGCUUGCCGACAGUCCUUCUCCGCCUCACCAGACCUUCUAGAUGAAUCCUAUAACAGGAGCUCCAGCAACAUAACGUCAUCAAGUGAAGGAGGAGACUCCAUGGACAAUGACCCCGUCACCCCAUCGCAAGCGGCCACAGAUGACCAAAACAAACAGGAUAUGGAGACAGACGAUGCUCCAAGCCUGGACCCAAAGUCCACGGAUCGAGUAAACUGUCGGAGUGGAAUCUACAGUGUCCCGAAACCAGUGAUCAAGGAAAUGAGCACCACUGUUCAGCCCCACCCUGAGGAUCCGUUCCCCUCCAGCCCCGACGUCGGUCUGCUGGAUGAAAUCAUCUCGGACGUCACACACUCGACCUCUUGCUGGCUGGACCCCACCGACACAGAAUAAGCCCACGGUCAGCCACGGCGGGUAGAGCUGCUUGCCUCACAGCGCCAGAGACCCGGGUUCAAUCCUGGCUACGGGCGCUGACUGUGCGGACUUUGUACCUCCUUCCCCGUGACCGCGUGGGUUUUCUCCGGGUGCUCUGGUUUCCUCCCACACUCCAAAGAUGUGCAGGUUUGUAGGUUAAAAUGACUCUGUCCAUGCAUUUUAGAAGCAUAGAAUAUAGGGGCAGGAGUAGGCCAUUCGGCCCUUCGAGCCAGCACCGCCAUUCAAUAUGAUCAUGGCUGAUCAUCCAAAAUCUGUACCCCGUUCCUGCUUCUGCCCAAGCCGGCUGCCUGCCCCUAUUCCAGGGUUACGUCCGAUCCGGGUGGUUUUAGAGAGGGACUGCCUGCUGUCCAUGGGCACCCUGGGGGAUUUCCGGGACCGCUGGAAUGUAUCCACAGUAAGGAUGGGACAUAAUUAUUUAAUAUUCAGUAUUUAAGAAUAUCUGUUUUACUUUGUAUUAUGGUGGUGGGUUUGUUUGUAUUUUGUAUUGU